Sphaeramia orbicularis (orbiculate cardinalfish) is the source of this 2633-nucleotide messenger RNA. RefSeq names its product galanin receptor type 1. The transcript has a single exon. Gene Ontology annotation, cellular component: external side of plasma membrane; membrane. The coding region runs from base 954 to 2012 and encodes 352 amino acids. Gene Ontology annotation, biological process: G protein-coupled receptor signaling pathway; calcium-mediated signaling; positive regulation of cytosolic calcium ion concentration. The record is from RefSeq and is a predicted model, not a curated record. Lineage: Eukaryota; Metazoa; Chordata; Actinopteri; Kurtiformes; Apogonidae. Gene Ontology annotation, molecular function: C-C chemokine receptor activity; C-C chemokine binding.
GCACCACAGAGCCUCUUGGACAACCACAGGAGUAAUGUACCCAUCCACUGGACACCUGCUGCUUCUGUUCCCGUUUAUUUUACGGUCAUUCCUCGCUGUAUUUAUUUUUAGCCUCAACAUUUUAAAGCCAUUCCAUAGUGUACAGGAGCUCUUCUGCCAGAGGGAUCUGCGGUCUCUGAAGAGCUAAAUGGACAACAUGCCUCCUACAGCAGUGACCACUUAGCAUCAAGUAGCAUUGACUGCUUUUAAAGUGGAAUAGCUGUUAGCAACCACUGGGAUAAAAUAUGUCCACUGUUGCUUGGUUUCAGGAAAUCGAUGCAGCCAUAGAGCGCCGGUUGCACUGACAUCUCUCUGGUUUUUAACCUCAACUGCUCCUCUUUGGAUUAUGACAGACGAGCAGGUGCAGCUGAGGGAAACGAGUGGAUUCAAGACCACGGUCUCCGGUCGUUCUUUCAAUUAAACUGGACAGCAGCACAACAUUGUAAGAACAUUUUUUGAUGCAAGUUUUAUCCUCGAGUCCUCUUUCAAUAUUAUCUGAGAGUGUUCAAAAGUUUCACACAGACAUAAACAGAAGCAAAUGAGUGAUUAAGACAUGAACUUAACUACCGGACUAUCUCUUACCACUUCGAAAUUAAUUCCAACCACAUUAAUGGACUGUAUAAUUUUCCAAGUCACAUUUAUAAAUCAACAUUAAAAAGUCUACCAAUAAACUGGCAUGUCCUCAUUAGAGUCACUUUCCUAGAGAGGACACAAAUUAUAAAUGUCACUGAAGAAAUCAACUGGCCAGAGUCUUAAUUGCUUAUCUAAUUGCUAUCAUUAUGAGAGUACCAGCUGUCUUAAUGGAGUGUGAUCAAGCCUGUGAUUAAUAAUGUUUAAGACGUGAACUGGAGCCAGCAGAUGCAUCGCCAAGACACUGCUUAAACACUGCACUCCUAACAUCAACAAGCAUUUAGAUGAAUAACUCAAUAGGCUUUUUCAGAGACUGCAUGGAGACUUUAGAGCUGUACGUUAACAACACAGAACUUAACAGAAGGAAUGAGGGUCUGGUCAAAGUUUUGGUGCCCAUUCUGGACGGGUUUAUUCUGGUGACUGGUCUGGUGGGACACAUUUUGGUCAUCAUCAUCCUCACCAGCAGGAGGAAGAGAGACAGUCAGCCGCCGCAUGGUACGGACACGCUGCUGCUGGCUUUGAGCACCGCUGACCUGCUGCUGCUGCUCUGCCUGCCCUUCCACACCUCGGCCAUCGCUCUGGGCUGCUGGCCUUUCGGCAGCUUUAUGUGCAAGGUCAUCAGCUUCAUGGGCGUGGCCUGCUCAACCGCCUCAGUCUUCACGCUGGCAGCUCUGGCUAUGACUCGCUACCUCACAGUGGUGCACCCCACCUGGGCGUACCGUUCCAGGAGACACCGGUACAUAAAGCUGACUGUGGCUCUGCUGUGGGUCCCUGCAUCAGCGUUGGCGGCGCCGCAGUUCGCUUUCCGUACAGUGACAGUGUCCAGCGUCGUGUACUGCUUUGCUUUCCUCUCCAACUUCAGUCAGCUCUUCUACAGCACUGCUUUGUUUAUGUUCGGUUUUGCUCUACCUCUGGGCAUCAUCGUGCUCAUGUACACCAAGAUCUACUGCUUUCUACGACAUGCGCGGCUGCUCGGGAAAGCCCCCCAGCUGGAGCGCUACCAGAAGCAGGUCACUCACACAUCGGCUCUGAUCGUCCUGGUCUUCACUCUCCUCUGGCUGCCCUCCUACGCCCUCAUGUUCUCUUUUAUUGGGGGAACCAUAUCGGGCUCACCUGGCUACAGCACCAUUGCUCUCCUUGCUAGAUUACUGGCGUCCUCAGCAGCUGUGGUGAACCCCGUGCUGUACGCCUUCAUGUCUCAAAAGUUUAGACGAGAAUUCCUGAAGCUGGGGAGGGAGCGCUGGGCCUGGUGCAAAGGCUGCCUGACCGGCUGCUCCCAUUGGAUGAGCAGGGACAUGGUGCGGCCCUUUGACAUGGACACCUCAGAAAGAAGCCAAAACUGAAAAAAUGCCUGUGGAGAUGAUACCGCUACCUCAUUACUACUCCUACUAAUAUAUGAACUACAGUAACACUGCAUGUGAACAUGUAUGCAAGACUGCAUGAAAUACUCCAAUUCAUAUUUUAAUUUAAAACAAUAUAUUACACUAUUGGUUUUAAUUAUUAGCCGACUAAAGCUAAUACACACUCAUCAGUUUGAGGAAGGUUACUUUCCAGUGUAGCUGUUACGCUGUUAAAAUAUAGUAUCUAACUGUAAUUUAUUAACUUUUGUAACCGACAUUCAUCUGUAUUCAUCUAUUUCAUUCAUAAAUAUGCCAUAAUAAUUUAUUUCUGCUUGGUGAAAUAAUGCAAAGUCAUAGCAUUAAUGUUAGAUUUUACAUAAAUGCUUUUUCCUGAAACCAAUUUGACUUGAUUAUUAAUUGUAAUUUAAUUAUUGUAUAUAUAUUUUGGACAGUAGCAGAUUACAAUUACAUUUAUUUUGUAAUCUAAUUGCAUAGUACUGCAACCUGUAAAAAAGUUACUCAACACUGGAAAACUGUACUUCACUAAUGUCAUCUGGUCUUAUUCCUGUUUCCACUAGAGUAAAUUGUGUAGUUGAUGGAUGACAAACUCAUCUUAAGUGGAAA